This is a messenger RNA of Nicotiana attenuata, 1074 nucleotides long. RefSeq lists its product as uncharacterized. The transcript has a single exon. The record is from RefSeq and is a predicted model, not a curated record. Lineage: Eukaryota; Viridiplantae; Streptophyta; Magnoliopsida; Solanales; Solanaceae. Bases 1 to 1074 code for a protein of 357 amino acids.
AUGAUUAGUACAAUCAUAUGGAAUGCAAGAGGCAUCAGGACCUCUGGAGCCAUUGAAAGGCUCAAACUCCUGAAACAAAUACAUAACCUCUCUUUCAUAGUUGUCCUUGAACCUUUCCUAGACAAUUCUCACCUCAAUUCCAUUAAAAUCCAACUUUCAAUACAUCAAGCUUCUGCUAAUGUUAAUGAUAAGAUCUGGGUGUUUUGGGAUAAGGAAUUCAAUGCCAAGGUUUUAGAUCAUGAUGAACAACAAUUGUCAUUAGAGAUGAAGCAUGUUGAAAAUGGCAAUCUAUUCCACCUAACAGUCAUCUACGCAAAGUGUAAGCCAAUUCUCAGAAGACCAUUGUGGGAAGUCCUUAGACACAAAUCAACUACCUGCAAUGUGCCAUGGUGUGUCAUUAGAGAUUUCAAUGUCAUUGCCUCUGUAGAAGAAAAGAUUGGUGGCAUUCCAUACCAAAUGUCCAAAAGCCUUGACUUUCUGAGCAUGAUGGAGGACUGUGGACUUAUGGAUCUGGGAUUCUAUGGGUCUAAAGUCACAUGGUCUAAUGAAAGGGGGCAAUGUGCUAUUGUAUGGAAAAGUUUGGACAGGGGAUUAGCCAAUGAUUUAUGGUUAGAAGAUUUUCCUGCUGCCACAAUUACUCAUUUAGCUUCAGCAAGAUCUGAUCACAACCCCCUGCUAUUGGAACUUCAUACAAGACAAGAUAAUGGCAAAAAGUACUUCAAAUUUCUCAAAUGUUGGGUGGAUAACAAAAGUUUUCUACCACUGGUUUCAGAAAUAUGGAACAGAGAAGUCAGAGGUAAUCCUAUGUGGGUGUUUCACCAGAAGUUGAAAGCUCUGAGCCAUGCCCUAAGCCCUAGGUCCAGACAACAAUAUGGGGAUAUCUUCCAAAAAACCAAAGAAUAUGAACAAAAAGUGAAGGAUGCAGAGCUGAUCUGGGCCCAAACAAACAAUGAUGCUGACAGAAUAUCUCUCAAUGAGCUUAAGGCUCAGUAUGUUAGACAUCUGAAGGUUGAGCAAGAUGUUCUGAAACAGAAAACACAACUGCAAUGGUUUAAAGAAGGGGAUGCCAAUUAA